Molecule: messenger RNA, 6173 nt
Organism: Rhineura floridana
Lineage: Eukaryota; Metazoa; Chordata; Lepidosauria; Squamata; Rhineuridae
Gene: EPHA4
Product: EPH receptor A4
Exons: 18
Coding region: 29-2989 (986 amino acids)
Biological process (GO): axon guidance; protein phosphorylation; cell surface receptor protein tyrosine kinase signaling pathway
Cellular component (GO): plasma membrane; neuron projection
Molecular function (GO): transmembrane-ephrin receptor activity; protein binding; ATP binding
Source: RefSeq, a predicted model, not a curated record
UCUAGAGCGGCGCUGGCACCAAAAAACCAUGGCUGGGAUUGUAUAUUUCACCGUCUUUUCGCUUCUCUUUGGGAUUUGCGAGGGAGUCACCGGCUCUCGGAUAUAUCCAGCCAAUGAAGUUACCUUAUUGGAUUCCAGAUCGGUUCAGGGUGAACUUGGGUGGAUAGCAAGCCCAUUGGAAGGAGGGUGGGAGGAAGUGAGCAUUAUGGAUGAGAAAAAUACCCCAAUCCGCACUUAUCAAGUCUGCAACGUGAUGGAGUCAAGUCAGAACAAUUGGUUACGAACUGAUUGGAUUCCCCGCGAAGGGGCUCAGAGGGUUUAUAUUGAAAUCAAGUUCACACUAAGAGACUGUAACAGCCUGCCAGGUGUCAUGGGAACUUGCAAGGAGACGUUUAACCUCUACUACUAUGAGUCGAGCAACGAUAAAGAGCGCUUUAUUCGAGAGAGCCAGUUUGCCAAGAUUGACACGAUUGCUGCCGACGAGAGCUUCACUCAGGUGGACAUUGGUGACAGGAUCAUGAAGCUCAACACAGAGAUCCGUGAUGUGGGGCCACUGAGCAAGAAAGGAUUUUAUCUGGCUUUCCAGGAUGUAGGUGCUUGCAUUGCCUUAGUGUCUGUCCGUGUUUUCUACAAAAAGUGUCCGCUGACAGUCCGUAAUCUGGCCCAGUUUCCGGACACAAUCACUGGGGCGGAUACAUCUUCUCUGGUGGAAGUUCGUGGCUCAUGUGUCAACAAUUCAGAAGAGAAGGAUGUGCCAAAAAUGUACUGCGGGGCAGAUGGUGAAUGGCUGGUACCCAUUGGCAACUGCCUGUGCAAUGCUGGGUAUGAAGAACGCAAUGGAGAAUGCCAAGCUUGUAAGAUUGGAUACUACAAGGCCCUCUCAACAGAUGUUGCCUGUGCUAAGUGCCCACCUCACAGCUUCUCCAUCUUGGAAGGUUCUACCUCUUGCACCUGCGACCCAGGUUUUUUUCGAGCAGAAAACGAUGCUGCCUCCAUGCCCUGCACUCGCCCUCCAUCUGCCCCCCAGAACCUGAUAUCCAAUGUCAACGAGACAUCAGUCAACUUGGAAUGGAGCCCUCCUCAGAACAAAGGUGGUCGUGAGGAUGUUUCCUAUAACGUGGUAUGCAAGAGAUGUGGGGCCAAUGAUCUGAACCGCUGUCGGUCUUGUGGGAGUGGUGUACACUUCAGCCCUCAGCAGAAUGGCUUGAAAAUCACCAAGGUUUCUAUCACUGACCUUCUGGCGCACACUAACUACACCUUUGAAAUCUGGGCAGUAAAUGGAGUAUCCAAGCAGAAUCCUAGCUCAGACCAGGCUGUGUCUGUCACUGUGACAACUAACCAAGCAGCUCCAUCUCAAAUAGCUUUGAUCCAAGCUAAAGAAAUAACAAGGCACAGUGUGGCCUUGGCUUGGCUGGAACCUGACAGGCCAAAUGGAGUCAUUCUGGAAUAUGAAGUCAAAUAUUACGAAAAGGACCAAAAUGAGCGCAGUUAUCGCAUUGUGAAAACAGCUGCCAGAAACACAGAUAUCAAGGGCUUGAAUCCUUUGACUUCAUAUGUCUUCCAUGUCAGAGCAAGGACAGCAGCUGGGUAUGGAGACUUCAGUGGGCCCUUUGAAUUUACAACCAACACAGUUCCAUCUCCCAUCAUUGGCGAAGGUACUAACCCCACAGUACUUCUGGUCUCAGUGGCUGGCAGUGUUGUCCUUGUGGUCAUUCUCAUUGCUGCCUUUGUCAUCAGCAGGAGACGGAGCAAGUAUAGUAAGGCCAAGCAAGAAGCAGACGAGGAGAAACAUUUGAAUCAAGGUGUUAGAACAUAUGUGGAUCCCUUUACAUAUGAGGACCCCAACCAAGCUGUGCGGGAAUUUGCCAAAGAGAUUGAUGCUUCUUGCAUAAAGAUUGAAAAAGUCAUUGGCGUUGGUGAAUUUGGAGAGGUUUGCAGUGGUCGUCUGAAGGUGCCAGGAAAGAGAGAGAUCUGUGUUGCUAUCAAGACUCUGAAAGCUGGAUACACAGACAAACAAAGAAGGGACUUCUUGAGUGAAGCCAGUAUCAUGGGACAGUUUGACCACCCCAACAUAAUCCACUUGGAAGGGGUAGUUACAAAAUGCAAACCUGUCAUGAUCAUAACUGAGUACAUGGAGAAUGGUUCUUUGGAUGCCUUCCUCAGAAAGAAUGAUGGCAGAUUUACCGUAAUCCAGUUGGUAGGAAUGCUUCGAGGCAUUGGCUCCGGGAUGAAGUAUUUGUCUGACAUGAGCUACGUACAUCGGGAUCUGGCUGCUCGAAACAUACUAGUCAAUAGCAACUUGGUCUGUAAAGUUUCUGACUUUGGCAUGUCCCGUGUUCUGGAAGAUGACCCUGAAGCAGCCUAUACUACUAGGGGUGGGAAGAUUCCCAUCAGGUGGACUGCCCCAGAAGCAAUUGCCUAUCGUAAAUUUACAUCAGCUAGUGAUGUCUGGAGUUAUGGAAUUGUAAUGUGGGAAGUGAUGUCAUAUGGAGAGAGGCCUUACUGGGAUAUGUCCAACCAAGACGUUAUCAAAGCCAUCGAAGAAGGUUAUCGGCUGCCGCCCCCAAUGGAUUGCCCCAUUGCUCUCCAUCAGUUGAUGCUGGACUGCUGGCAGAAGGAACGCAGUGACAGGCCUAAAUUUGGACAGAUUGUCAACAUGCUAGACAAACUCAUCCGCAACCCCAACAGCUUAAAGAGGACAGGCUCCGAAAACUCCAGACCUAAUACAGCUCUGCUGGAUCCAAGUUCUCCUGAAUUCUCAGCUGUAGUUUCUGUUGGUGAUUGGCUCCAGGCUAUUAAGAUGGAGCGAUACAAGGAUAACUUCACAGCUGCCAGCUACACUACCCUAGAGGCUGUCGUGCAUAUGAACCAGGAUGACCUGGCGAGAAUUGGAAUUACUGCCAUUGCACACCAGAAUAAGAUUCUGAGCAGCGUCCAGGCAAUGAGGACCCAAAUGCAACAAAUGCACGGCAGAAUGGUUCCGGUUUGAACCAGUACUGAAUUAACUCAAAACUCUUGAAAUUAGUUUACCUCAUCCAUGCACUUUAAUUGAAGAACUGCACUUUUUUUUACUUCUCCUCGCCAUUUGAAAUAAUAAUAAUAAUAAUUAAAAAAAGAUUUGCAGCAUUGGUUGAUACAUAAAGUUUGCGGAGAGUGUUGUGGGGAGGGGACCUACAGAAAUGACAGCUCGUCAUUUGCAAACAGGCCUGGAACAAAUUGUUUCUUGGAAUAUACUUCUGUUUGGAUUGACAUUAUGUAAUAUACAUGUAUCUAUAUAACAUCACAUACAAGUUCUGAUGCGGUGUUUGCUACCAGAUAAACGAAGGAAAAUACUGUUGUUCCUCAACAGCCAUUGGGAUUACAAUCAUUGUGUUUGAUCUGUGGGGUGAACCACAGUUAUUCACCUUGUGGAAUGAAGAAUCUUCUGUACCAAGAAAUGUUGGCAUAUUCUGAGCAUCAAUGGUACCUUGAGGGAGAAUAUCCUUUGGCUGAUCAGUGCCUCUCAAUCAAAGAUUUGCCUACUUGCAAUCUGAGACAGAGUGCAAUCUUUGUGGAUUACUGGAUUAUUAUUUUUUUUGGAGAGGGAAGUAUUGUUUGAGUCUUAUACCAAUCAUCAUUUUUGAAAACAGUCAGCCAUUCUUGACUAUGGAUCUUCCAGACUUGCAUCCUUUUGCCCUUCUAAGAGACAAUUAAUUGUGCAACACUGAAAAGGUCAGUGGAAAUACGGCUUCCCCACUGUGAUCAUGGGAAAACGGAUCUUGCUUUCUUGGACUCAGCCCUUCCUGGUGCCCAUGUUGACUUUGGAGGAUUAACAGACCAGACGCAAAAGCCUUCCAGUGUCCCGGUUUCCUCAGCACUGUCGAUAGAGAAGAUGUACUAUAUAAGCAGCGUUGCUCCCUGAAGAGUGUCCUUUUGGCUUUUUUUUUAAUUUUUAUUUUUGUCAGCAACAAAACUGAAAGACGAACAGGUCCAGAUACAGCUCUUUCAUUGCCACUUGAGGAAUGUACUGGAUCAAAGCCCUAUAGACUUUUCUUUCCUCACUCCAUUUAUUUAAUUUGUGUGUGUAUGUAUGUGUGUUCUUUUUUUCUGCAUGUCACUGCUGCAUUUGUAUGAGUGCAAAUACCAGAGCUCUGCAAGUCAUGACCAUGGAUGCCAGGGUCAGGUGCAGUAGCACAGAAUCCAGUUCAAAAAAAGCUGAGACUGCAUAUGACAGUGAAGUUAUCUUUUACAGAGAGUGUAUCAUUGUGAUAAUAUCAAUAUUUUUAAUAGAAUGGAAAAUAACUUAUUAUCUCUUCCGGGAAUGUGUGAGUGUAUGUAUGGCCUUGGGUGUGUGUGUGUGCACUUACAUGUGUGUGCUUCUGUGUUGCCUGUUGCCCAGGGCCACUCAUGAACAUGCAGAUAGCAUCUCAGAUAACUUGACGGUUGUUGCUGAGCUGUUGAGUUACCGGGCCAGUAGGUGACCUAUGCAACGGUAGUGAGAAAAAACACACUCUUCUGAAUGUUACAGUCCUGUAUCUAUUCAUGUAUUAUGUAGCUGCCACACUAACCUUAACAAAUAGUUCUUCAGCCUAGAACAGGGACACUUUCACUUGAGUUGUGGAAUGAUCCAUAGUGAGUUCCAUAACUGUGAUAAAGAAUUCAAUCAAUAACCAUAAGACUUGUCAAGGCCUGUUCAUUAUUGAAGCAGCAGUACUUUAAGGGAAAGUAGGUGGAGAUGAAGUCUUCAUCCAUCAGCAUUUGUUUUGAACUGAACUAUUAAAUAGCCUUUUUUUCCCUCUCUGGAAAAGAUAUUUGAGAGACUUGAUGAACACAAACAGAAAUAUGCAAUCCUUAUCCAUUCACAGGAGUAAAUUAUUCAGUGUGUCACCUGCGAGGACUUUGGGGCCCAUGAAUGAUUGUUGAGCAAACUAUUUUAUUUUCUCCCAAGUGAAAGAAUACAAGAUUUUGAAGGUUAGCAAGAGGUUUGCAAAAACGAUCAUGUUUCUACACAGUAGGUAAAUUACUGUACAAGUCUGCAAUAAGUGGUGAUGACCUAAUGGUCCUAUCUAGGAAAGUUUACAGAGUCUGGAGAGUUCACUAUUACUUUUCUGUAUACUACUGUUCUUGGAGGCGAGCUGAAUGCAGGAGUCUAGGGAAUGGACUGCCAUUCCACAUUUUGAGCUCAGCAGAUGAUGUGCUUGACCUGCUUUCUGGUUAUAGAAGACUCUUCCCUACUGAGAUACAGUGCAGCACAGCAAGCCAAAACAGGACAGUCUAUCCAACAUGCUGUGGGGGAGGGAAUGAAGGAAAGGAAUGUGUAAAUAUUGCAUUAAAAAUGUUUGGCAUUGAAUGAGCCCCUAAAACAGUUUAUCUGGAGUUUAUUAUUCAUCCUCACUUCUCCUUCUCCCUCCCUCCUUUUCCCCAUUCCCAUUUUAAAGGUUGUUUUGUUUUUUGUCUGAUGAACAUAAAAUUGAAGACCAGUAUUUCUUGGUUUGUGUAGUUGUGCUGAAGGCAAGACACAGCACUGUCAAGGAGACAAGUUGCAAAAACUGUGGACUGCAAACCCAGCAUACUCAGAUUGCAGUCAAAUGUGCUAAACAGAGCUUGAAUGGGGGAAAAGACACCACACACAAACAACCCAGCAGCAUCCAGAAAUUAAUAGAAAACUGGCCUCCAUUUCUUCCUGCUUACAGAUGAGACAUCAACAGGACUCUUAAAACAGCAAACCUCCGUACGUUAGGAAAUUGUUCUGCUCACAAUCCCACCGGUUGAUGUUUGUCCAGGUUUCUUGCUGUAUUAACUUUGUGAUGGAUCUAUGUAUUAAAUAUAUAUAUAUAUGUAUAAAAGAAGAAGAAGCUGGUUCUUGCCAGUAAAUGGGACUUCAAAGCAGUAUUUUUCUUUUACAUGACAUUUUCAUAACCAGAAAGAAAGCAUCCUGAAUACUAAUUAGACAGAUUAAAAAGAGAGAGAGAGUACAUUUAUUUUUUUGUAUCACUGCAGUGUGUUAGAAUAUGCAAGAACUGUGGUUAAAAAAUUAGAAUGUAUGAGGCAUAUAAUAUUUUAGUCCAAUCUGGGGAAGAAAAAGAAAAGUCUUAACAGUGCAUCGCUUGGUUUGCAGAUUUGAACGAUCUCUUGGUUAGAAAUAUAGAUUUUCUAUUUUGUUUUAAUUUGUAAUUUUUCCCUCUCCAUCAGUC